CGCCCUCUUUGGCUAUAAAUCUACCCCGAGUUAGUUUGAUGAAGCGUCUUUUUAUGAUAUCAAGAUUGCUCUAUCUGUCCAUUAUUUACCCAAACAGACUACAGACCAUUAGUGUUUUUCCUAUGGAUAUGCUAGCUUCUUUUUUUGCUUCCAACUACGCGUUAUAUGCCAAUGACCCGCGUCAUUUCGGUAUGUGGUUCCCCGCCACUUCCCAUCAACCUACACCAUACUCGGCACUGAUUCAUCCCUAUCCCUCCACUGAUGGGAGACACCUUAUUAAAACACCGCCAGAGAGAAUAGAAAGUCGCAAAAAAGAAACAAAAACUGAAACGGUCAAUUUUUCUAUAGAAAAUAUUCUACGGGAUAAAUCAUCUACUAAGGAGGACGAUCAGCAGAGUCUGUUUGACACCACUACUGCAGAUAAUCCAGAGAAGGAAGAUGACACAACCACACAAUUUUCCUGGCUUCAGUGCACGAGAUACAAGCCGCCAAAACUACCGCGUCUCAAAAAGAAAGAUGGAAUGAAAAAAAGAAAACUAGGCAGAAAUCCUCGUGUACCAUUUACCCAACAUCAGGUGGCUGUUUUGGAACACAAGUUUCGUCGGACUCAUUACCUUAGUAGCAUGGAUGUGGCCGAGCUUUCAACAGCACUCAGUCUCACAGAAAACAGAGUAAAGAUAUGGUUCCAGAACAGAAGAGCGAGAGAGAGGCGGGACCGGGAGGCAAUACAAAGAAACCAAACCAUUCAACCCUCAUCCUCCGAGACAAUCGGUCCCACAGAGUGGCCAUAUCCAGUAUCUCGCCCAAACAGCACACAGUGUGGGGAGUCUUUACACGACACCCGUUCUGUAUUUUCUCUUAUUUCAACCUCAAAUUAACUCUUCUUUGUCCUCCCUUUAAUACUUGUAUGCAGAUGGCGAACGUCACAGGCUGUAGAAAAAUUAUACAGGCUAACUUUUAUAAUUGCUACAUUGUUAGCAAAUUGAUGAGAUAGAAUGAAAUGACAGCAGGAAGUCGUGAUUACUACGAUAAACUGUAAUAACAUGUAUACAUAGUCAUUUGUGGGUAUUUCGAAUCACAUCGCGUUUCGUGUUUUCGAAAGUUUGAAGUUUUUUCUUUGUAAUGUACGAAACAUCAAGAUAUGGAAGUACCAAAAAUUCAUCAUGAACAAUAUAUGUUAUCUAUAUAAGUCAUCAUGAUCAAUCUAUAAGUUGUCUAUAUACGAAAUUGAAAAUCCUCUAUGCUAUACGCUAUCCUCAAUAGAGAAAUUUUGAAAACUAAAAACGCUGUUUCUCAUUUAUCAUGUAGCCUUGAUCAUUGAAGAAAAUUGACAAAAAACAUGUUCAUCAUAAGCUUUCAAAAACUGUAGAUUUUUCUGUCUUUUUUGUUUGUUUGUUUUUUUUUUUACAAAAUCAAUCAAAAGUAGGCCUAAUUAAUUGCAUUUCAACUUCCUUCUGUUUGGGGUAUUUCAAAUCACUUGUGUACACAGUGAAGGCGCCCGCACAUAUAAGGGCUUACCCCACAUGUUUGUUGAAUAUGUUUUGUUGAUUUGUUUUUGCUUAAUAUGUUCAGUUCAGUUUAUUUUCAUCCAAACCCAUUGAAUGUGUUUACACGUGCACAAUAUCAUUGUGGAGGAAAAACAGAAAAUAAAUGGGGUGAACAAACCAUAUGAUUAGUUUUUAAUCUAAUUUAAACAUUUUUAUUAUGCAUCACAUUAACGGAUGGUUAUAAACAGGUAUUACAUCUUCCAAUUAUUAUUCGCUCUAUUUCUUACGGAAACGUAUAUAGUUAAUUCAUAGCUCAAUAGAAACAGCCAGACUGAAAUCGACACGACCGUUUAUCGAUUGGUAUAUAUUUACAUCUUCCAAUUAUUAUUCGCUCUAUUUCUUACGAAAACUUAUAGUUAAUUCAUAGCUCAAUAGAAACAGCCAGACUGAAACCGACACGACCGUUUAUCGAUUGGUCGAAAUAUACAGCGGCUGAAACUGACAAGAAAACUGAGAGGACUGAAAAGGACACACCCUGUUUAUCGGUUGGUCGAAACCUACUGCGACCUAAGAAAAAUCUAUGUAAGUUUUUUUCUGCAAUGAUCGCUACCUUCAUCAGGUCGAGACCACUAGAUUUUGUGAAGUCGGCAUAAAUUUGCAUACAAAAUUAGCUAUCUGUUUACUUUUAUUGACAAACCAAUCAGGUGAAUGAGUUGCAAGGCUUUGUGGGCUACUACAAGUUUCAGUGUAUACAAAGCAUAUUGAAAAUAUAUACCAUUUUGAAUUGUUCUUUGGAAACUCAUUUUCAAUUUUUUUUUCAGAAUUAAUGAAAUAAAUAUAUUAAAUCAUGUUGAUCUUUCAUUUCUAUGCGCAUAUUUGAAAAAUAUUGCCUAUGAGGCCUUAUAUCAAACCUAUUUUAAUACCCCAUUGUUAAAGUUCAAGAGAGGUACGUCCUAUUUUAUUAGAAGCAUGAGUACGUUUUUCACGUGAUGCCUCAGGUUUGGGACAACAUUAGUAGAAUUUUGAAAUUUUCUUCAGGGACACUCAUCAGAAUGCUUAGUGUACAAAAUACUACAUGAUCCAUAACUUGUACUUCUGUAUUUGUAUAUUUGUUCAUUACUACUAUCGUGGCUAUUUACGCAUGUUAAAAAUGUACAAUUACCUGCAUUUAUAAACAAUUAUGCAGUUUUUCCUUAUCAAAAUUUGCUUGUACUUGUAUGUGUAUGUAUGCCAAUCUAUUGACACUGAUCGAUUUUUGAAGCAUCAAUUGAUAAAUUAAAACAACAGUAUUUUUCAAUGUGAGCAUGGAAUAAA
Molecule: messenger RNA, 2801 nt
Organism: Magallana angulata
Lineage: Eukaryota; Metazoa; Mollusca; Bivalvia; Ostreida; Ostreidae
Product: homeobox protein MSH-A-like
Exons: 3
Coding region: 39-878 (279 amino acids)
Biological process (GO): embryonic morphogenesis; regulation of transcription by RNA polymerase II
Cellular component (GO): nucleus
Molecular function (GO): RNA polymerase II transcription regulatory region sequence-specific DNA binding; DNA-binding transcription factor activity, RNA polymerase II-specific
Source: RefSeq, a predicted model, not a curated record